AUGACAAAAGUAAACCCAAGCAUCGUCCAUGCCCCUGGCGAAGACCUUCUGUGGUCGCUCUCACAGACCAUCGUCGAUAACAUCGAAGUUGUUCGGCAAGAACAUCAGCAGCAAGGCCUCGCCCCGCUCUACAUCGAUGCUGCCGCCCCUCAUUCCACCGACGACCCUGCCGUGGCGUCCCUCCCUUCGGUGAGGGAAUGCAAGGCUCGGGACCAGAUCCUGUCCGCCGUCUCCAAGCUCGGGGCCAUCGUCGACCAUCCCGUCUCCCGUCUCGCCAAGCUGUCGAGUGCCUACCUCGACGUUUCUGUCUUGCACUUUGCCGCUGACAACGGUAUCGCAGACGUCAUUGAGCGGUGCGCCACGCGUCCCGACGGUGCCCUUCAUGCAACCGACAUUGCCAAAGAGAUCAAUAUGGACGCUACUCGUACCACUCGCCUGCUGCGCUACUUGACCGCUAUCCACGUCUUCAAGGAGACCUCCGAGGGCUACUUUGCCAACAACCGCUACUCUGUGCAUUUCAAAAAGGGUUCUCCACUGGAGGCCGUCUUUGGCAUGGGCGUUUACGAUGUGGGCCCGCCUGCACUGAGGAUCAACGAGUUUAUGAAGACUCCAUAUGCACAGCAAGAAGAUGCCACGGGUCAUUUGCCCCUGAACCUCCAGUUCGACUAUCCAGACAAGUCCAUGUUCGCAUGGAUGAACGAGCCUUUCAACAAGGCUCGUCUGGAGCGUUUCAACCGUACAAUGGUCAUGAAGAGCCACGACUCGUACGCUGUUGUGGCAGACGUCCCUUGGGACGAGAUGAUUCCGAAGGGGGGCACCUUGGUCGAUGUCGGAGGAGGUGUUGGAUCCUUGGCUCUCAGCGUCCAAGCGUCUCGCACAGACAUCAAGGUCGUCGUACAAGAUCAAGAAAUGAUGAUUGAACAAGCCAAAGGCUUCUGGUCGCAAAAGAAUCCCGACGCCAUCAAACAAGGACGGGCAGAAUUGGUGGUUCAUGACUUCUUCCAAAAGAACCCAACGCAGGCGGCAGAUCUAUACACUUUCCGGGCCAUCUUCCACAAUUGGAACGAUGAGCGUUGCGCAGCCAUCCUGAAGGGCACCAUUGAAAGCAUGGCACCUCAUUCGCGCAUCCUCGUCAUCGACUCUAUCCUCAACCCUACAACAGUAGAUGCUGGCUUUUCGUCGUCUGUCAACGAGCUUCGAUCGGACACCCAACAGGAUCUUACCAUGAUGACCUUGUUUCCGUCGCUGGAGAGGACCAGAUCGGACUGGGAUCGCCUCUUCGCCAGCGUUGGCUUGGAGAUCAAGAGGGUCUUUGAGGUCAGAAGCAGAAAGACGACCUUCGAGGUCGGUAGAAUCUGAUCGGCAUCCAUGUAGUAGCGUUCUGAG
Molecule: messenger RNA, 1386 nt
Organism: Acaromyces ingoldii
Lineage: Eukaryota; Fungi; Basidiomycota; Exobasidiomycetes; Exobasidiales; Cryptobasidiaceae
Product: S-adenosyl-L-methionine-dependent methyltransferase
Exons: 2
Coding region: 1-1359 (452 amino acids)
Molecular function (GO): O-methyltransferase activity
Source: RefSeq, a predicted model, not a curated record